GAAGAAAUGGAAAAUCUGGUGGAGGGGGAACUAAGGAACAGGACAACAGUGCAUGAGUUCAUUCUGGAGGGGUUUCCUGCAGUGCAGCACCUGGGUCACAUCUUCUUCAUGGUGCACUUGCUUGCAUAUCUGACCUCCAUCAUGGGAAACAUGCUCAUAAUCACAAUAAUCUGGGCAGACCAUCGUCUCCAGACACCUAUGUACUUCUUCCUCAGCAAUUUCUCCUUUAUAGAGUGCUGCUUUAUAACCACAGUUAUUCCAAAAUUGCUGACCAUCUUUCUGUCAGGGAGACAAACAAUUUCCUUUGCUGCCUGCUUCACACAAGACUUCAUCUUUCUUUUCCUGGGAGCAACUGUAUUCUUCCUUCUGUCUGUGUUAUCCCUGGACCGAUACCUGGCCAUUUGCAAACCUUUGCAUUAUCCCACUAUCAUGAACCCAAGGAUGUGUUACCUUCUGGUCGCUUCCUGCUUAGCUUUGGGGUUCUUCUUCAUGGUGGUCCCAGUUGGAAUGCUUUCCCAGUUAACCUUCUGUGGCCCCAAUGUCAUCCCUCACUUUUUCUGUGAUUUUGGACCUCUGACAAAUCUCUCCUGUUCUGACACCAGAUCUAUUGAAAUAUUGUUCUUCAACCUUGCUUUUUUCGUCCUUGGCUCAUCCCUGGUUAUAACCAUCAUUGCAUACAGCAACAUAGUAGUCACAAUCAUGCGUCUUCCAUCAGCCAAGGAGCGACAAAGAGCUUUCUCCACCUGCUCUUCUCACCUCUUGGUCCUCUCACUGAUGUAUGUCAGUUGUGUCUUCAUAUAUAUAAAACCAAACCAAGCGAGCAGGCUGGACUCCAACAGGGAGGCUGCUCUUGUGAACACAGUGGUGACCCCAUUGCUGAAUCCUUUAAUUUACACCCUGCGCAACAAGCAGGUCCACCAGGCUCUGAGAGAUACUCUGUCCAGGGUGAAAUUGCAGAAAUAG
Messenger RNA from Marmota flaviventris (yellow-bellied marmot), 963 nucleotides. The record is from RefSeq and is a predicted model, not a curated record. NCBI's taxonomy places the organism in Eukaryota, Metazoa, Chordata, Mammalia, Rodentia, Sciuridae.